Bombina bombina (fire-bellied toad) is the source of this 1826-nucleotide messenger RNA. Its product is annotated as excitatory amino acid transporter 2-like. The coding region runs from base 1 to 1680 and encodes 559 amino acids. The record is from RefSeq and is a predicted model, not a curated record. Gene Ontology annotation, molecular function: L-glutamate transmembrane transporter activity; neutral L-amino acid transmembrane transporter activity; glutamate:sodium symporter activity. NCBI's taxonomy places the organism in Eukaryota, Metazoa, Chordata, Amphibia, Anura, Bombinatoridae. Gene Ontology annotation, biological process: L-glutamate transmembrane transport. The transcript is spliced from 9 exons. Gene Ontology annotation, cellular component: plasma membrane.
AUGACCAAUCACAUUGAGAUUCCAACAUCUGACGGAAACCAUAUCAGCUUAGAAGAAAUUCCAAAAACAUGCUGGACAAAACACUGCAAUCGUCUGAGAAGGAACCUUCUCCUGAUCUUGACAAUAGCAGGUGUGAUCUUGGGCUCUGUGUUUGGCAGUCUUCUUCGGAUGCUUCCACCCUUGGACGGUAAUGUUCUGAUUCUUAUCUCCUUCCCAGGAGACAUUCUCAUGCGGAUGCUGAAGAUGUUGAUAUUGCCACUUAUCAUCUCCAGCUUGAUUUCUGGUCUCGCUGGACUUGAUGCCAGGUCUAGCGGUCGAAUGGGAACCCGUGCCAUGGUUUAUUACAUGUCAACAACUAUCUUAGCAGCAUUGCUUGGGGUCAUUUUAGUCCUCUCAAUCCACCCUGGUAACCCCAAGCUGAAGAAGCAAGUUAGUGUUUCAGCAAGAAAUGAAGAGGUUUCCAGCAUAGAUGCAUUUCUGGAUCUCAUCAGAAAUCUGUUCCCAGAGAACUUAGUCCAAGCAUGUUUUCAACAGAUUCAGACUGUAUCCAAGAAAGUCCCAGUGGCUCCUUCACUAUUUGAGGAAAUCAAACCUAUAAAUGUUACCGGCGUGUCUGUCAACGCAUCUCUGUCCAAUAGCAGCAUGACCGAAAUAAACAGCAGUCCCAUCAUGGUGACCCAGAAGAAACUGGAAUUCAAGGGCGGCAUGAAUGUCCUUGGUCUCAUUGGAUUCUUCAUUGCAUUUGGCAUUUCAAUGGGAAAAAUGGGGGACCAAGCCAAGCUCAUGGCUGAUUUCUUCAACAUCCUUAAUGAAAUCAUCAUGCGACUGGUCAACAUGAUUAUGUGGUAUUCUCCUUUAGGCAUUGCUUCUCUGAUUUGUGGAAAGAUUGCAGCCAUCAAGGACCUUGAAACUGUGGCAAGACAGCUAGGAAUGUACAUGGUCACGGUCAUUGUGGGACUGGUCAUUCAUGGAGGGAUGAUCUUACCUCUUAUAUUUUUCUCAAUCACAAGGAAAAAUCCCUUUUCAUUCUAUGGAGGUAUAUUCCAAGCAUGGAUUACUGCUCUAGGGACAGCUUCAAGUGCUGGUACCCUCCCUGUGACAUUUCGAUGCUUAGAAGAGAACCUGAAGAUUGAUAAACGAGUCACACGUUUUGUUCUGCCCAUCGGAGCUACCAUUAAUAUGGAUGGCACAGCCCUAUAUGAGGCAGUGGCUGCCAUAUUUAUUGCUCAGAUGAAUGGAAUAACCCUAGAUGCAGGACAAAUAGCAACAGUCAGCAUGACUGCUACAUUGGCCAGUGUAGGAGCUGCAAGUAUACCUAGUGCUGGCCUUGUCACUAUGUUACUCAUCUUGACUGCCGUGGGGCUUCCAACCCAGGAUAUUAGCCUACUGAUAGCAGUGGACUGGCUUCUGGAUCGCAUGAGGACAUCAAUCAAUGUUGUAGGGGACUCAUUUGGAGCUGGUAUUAUCUAUCAUCUGUCAAAAGCAGAACUUGCAGCUAUAGAUGCUAAACACGAAGCCAAGGAUGGGACAGAUAUGGUGAAGCUGAAUAUUAUGAAUCAUGAAGUGGUAAAGAAGCCCCUUAGAGAAGGCAUUGGUACCCAACCCUUUUUAGGCUAUGCCUCACUACCUACAGAUGAAUAUGAGGUACAAGUAGAGGAAAACCUCUCUCUGCAUCUUUAGUUUUCUUUCUUUAAAACUGCACAUUCUGAUUGUUCAGAUAUUAUCACAUUAAUCCCACUGUUGCUGUCAUUUAAGCAGAAUAUAAUAUUUCCAUCUAAAAUAUACCCAUUGUUUGCAAAAUUAAAAUGUCUUUUCCAGCUAUUGCA